AUGUCUCUCAAGAAUGCCACCGUCCAGGCAAGAAUUGUGAAGAAACCGCCCUUCAGUCUCGAAGUCCCCGGCUACGAUCCCGUCGAAGGCGAGACCAUCCCCCGCAGACAUCCUCUGACCGUCAACAAACUCAAGGACCGUCCAGAAGAAGGUGUUACGACAGUCUUCGAUGUCGUCAAGCGCGGUUCCGAGAAGUUUGGCAAUGCGAAAGCCCUCGGCUCCCGGAAGCUCAUCAAAACCCAUAAUGAAGUCAAGAAGAUUAAGAAAGUAAUAGAUGGCCAAGAGCAGGAGGUCGAGAAGAAGUGGACAUACUUUGAGCUUGGCCCAUAUGAAUAUCUGAGCUAUCAAGAGUACGAGAAGCUCACCCUCCAGCUUGGAGCGGGAUACCGGAAGCUGGGCAUGAACAAGGACGACAGAAUCCACAUCUUCGCUGCGACAAGCGCUCACUGGCUGGCAACAAGUCAUGCUGCUGCCUCUCAAUCUAUGCCAAUUGUCACAGCCUACGAUACCCUCGGCGAAGAAGGUCUCAAGCACUCUUUGGUGCAGACUAAGGCCAAAGCAAUCUUCUUGGAUCCCCAUCUUCUACCUACACUUAUGAACCCCUUGAAGGAGGCUUUAGAGAUCAAAUACGUCAUCUGGAACAGCCAAAAUGAGGUCAAGCAGGAAAACAUUGACAUGCUCAAGAAGACUUAUGACCGUCUCACAAUUUUGAGCUUCGAGGAGCUCAGAAAGCUCGGCGAGGAGAAUCCGGUGGAUCCUGUUCCACCUAGUCCAAAGGAUCUUUGCUGUGUUAUGUAUACGUCUGGUUCUACCGGGCCUCCAAAGGGUGUGCCAAUUUUGCAUGAGGCAGUUAUAGCUGCACUUACUGGUGUGAGUGUCAUUGUAGAGCCAUACCUUGGCCCUGGUGACGGUCUUUUAACCUACCUACCUCUUGCCCACAUCCUCGAAUACGUUUUCGAGAACGCCGUUUUAUAUUGGGGGGGAACCAUGGGUUAUGGCAACCCAAAGACGCUAUCCGAUCAAUCCGUAAAAAACUGCAAGGGUGAUAUUAGGGAAUUCCGACCAACAGUGCUUGUUGGUGUACCUGCAGUAUGGGAGUCUAUCAGGAAGGGUAUUGUUGCAAAAGUCAACAGCAGUGGUGCUAUUGUCAAGAAUAUGUUUUGGGCUGCACUUUGGGCAAAGAAUAAUAUGCUGCACUAUGGUCUCCCAGGCGCCGACUUCCUCGACGCGGUAGUCUUUAAGAAAGUCAAAGAAGCGACUGGAGGAAGACUCAGAAUAUGCCUGAAUGGAGGCGGAUCAGUCUCAAGAGAUACCCAGCGCUUCCUCUCCCUGGCCGUCACCCCCAUGAUUAAUGGCUACGGUUUGACAGAAACCACCGCAAUGGGCGCCCUCAUGGAUCCCCAAGAAUGGACCGAUAACGCGCUCGGCGACAUUCCUGGCUCCGUCGAGGUCAAGCUCGUCGAUUUUCCCGAUGCUGGGUACCACGCAACCAAUAAGCCAAACCCCCAAGGCGAGAUCUGGAUCCGGGGCACCCCGGUCCUGAAAGAAUACUACGAGAAUGAGGAAGAGACUAAGGCCUCUCUCACUCCUGAUGGAUGGUUCAAAACGGGCGAUAUUGGCGAGUUCGACCAUAAUGGCCAUCUUAGGAUCAUCGACCGCAAGAAGAACUUGGUCAAGACCCUCAAUGGCGAGUACAUUGCUAUCGAGAAGCUCGAGGCUGUAUACCGUGCCGCAACUGUCGUAGCAAAUAUCUGCGUAUACGCCGAUGAGCAGAAGACAAAACCUGUCGCUAUUAUUGUCCCCGCCGAACCUGCUUUGAGGAAGCUGGCCGAGAGUAUUGGCGUUGAGGGACAAGGCGUUGAGAUUCUUGCGCACAACAAGAAAGUACAAGAUGCGGUAUUAAAAGAGUUGCAGCAAGCGGGACGACAUGGAGGUUUGAGCGGAAUUGAGAUUAUCGAGGGAGUUAUCGUAGCGGAUGAUGAGUGGACGCCUCAGAAUGGAUUGGUCACCUCAGCUCAAAAGCUAAACAGAAAAGCUAUCCUAAGCAAGUACAAGAAGGGGGUCGAUGCUGCUUACGGGCAGAAGUAG
Lachnellula hyalina is the source of this 2088-nucleotide messenger RNA. It is a transcript of the gene FAA1, whose product is annotated as Long-chain-fatty-acid--CoA ligase. The transcript is spliced from 3 exons. The coding region runs from base 1 to 2088 and encodes 695 amino acids. Gene Ontology annotation, molecular function: long-chain fatty acid-CoA ligase activity. The record is from RefSeq and is a predicted model, not a curated record. Gene Ontology annotation, biological process: long-chain fatty-acyl-CoA metabolic process; long-chain fatty acid metabolic process. Lineage: Eukaryota; Fungi; Ascomycota; Leotiomycetes; Helotiales; Lachnaceae. Gene Ontology annotation, cellular component: plasma membrane; lipid droplet; endoplasmic reticulum.